AUGAAGGUUAUCGUAGCGUUUUUUGCCUCGGGAACCUCUGCCUGGGUCAUUGGAACUCAGCAGACCGAAACCCAUCCCAAGCUGACCUGGCAGCGCUGCACUGGCAAAGGCGGUACCAGCUGUUCGAACGUGAAUGGCGAGAUUACCAUUGACGCCAACUGGCGCUGGCUCCAUGACAAAUCAGCUAACAGCUACACCAACUGCUACGAUGGCAAUGAAUGGAACAAAUCUCUGUGCCCUACGAAUUCAGCAUGCACCACGAACUGCGCCAUUGAGGGCUCUGACUACAGCGGUACCUAUGGAAUCACAACCUCUGGUAAUGCGCUCAACCUCAAAUUCAUUACCAAGGGCCAAUACUCUACGAACAUCGGCAGUCGUACAUACUUAAUGCGCGAUACAAACACAUACGAGAUGUUCAAGCUUAUCGGCAAUGAGUUCAGUUUUGACGUCGACAUGUCUCAACUCCCUUGCGGUCUGAACGGAGCACUUUACUUCGUAUCGAUGCCUGAAAAAGGGCAGGGUACGCCCGGUGCAAAGUAUGGAACUGGUUACUGCGACGCUCAGUGCGCUCGCGACCUCAAGUACAUCAACGGGCAAGCUAAUGCGGAAGGCUGGCAGCCGUCUGAUAACGAUCAAAAUGCCGGCGUCGGCAAGAAAGGCGCAUGCUGCGCUGAGAUGGAUGUCUGGGAGGCAAACUCCAUCUCUACGGCUUUGACCCCUCAUUCCUGUCAACCCGAAGGUUACAGUGUCUGUGAGGAUGCAACGUGCGGAGGCACUUACUCCCUCGACCGCUAUGCUGGCUCUUGCGACGCGAACGGCUGUGACUUCAACCCGUACCGUGUGGGCGCUAAAAACUUCUACGGCAAAGGCAAGACUGUCGAUACCUCCAAGAAGAUGACCGUGGUCACCCAGUUCGUCGGUUCCGGCAGUACGCUCUCAGAGUUGAAGCGUUUCUAUGUGCAAGGCGGCAAGGUCAUCCCUCAGCCGCAGCCCACUAUCCCAGGAAUGACAGGCAACAGUAUUACGCAAAAGUGGUGCGACACCCAGCAGAAGGUGUUUAAGGAAGAUGUCUACCCAUUCAAUAAGUUUGGUGGUAUGGCGUCUAUGGGCAAGGCUAUGGCUGAAGGCAUGACCCUUGUCAUGUCACUCUGGGAUGACCACUAUGCGAACAUGCUCUGGCUGGAUUCGAGCUACCCAACCGACAAAGACGUCAGUCAGCCCGGUGUAGCUCGUGGCGAGUGUCCUACUUCAUCUGGCGAGCCUUCUGAUGUCGAGGCUCAAUACCCGAACGCUCAGGUCGCGUUCUCGAACAUCAGGUUUGGUCCUAUUGGCUCGACCUUCGCUCAGCCUGCAGGCACUUAA
This is a messenger RNA of Ascochyta rabiei, 1362 nucleotides long. Its product is annotated as Cellulose 1,4-beta-cellobiosidase (non-reducing end). The record is from RefSeq and is a predicted model, not a curated record. Gene Ontology annotation, molecular function: hydrolase activity, hydrolyzing O-glycosyl compounds. Bases 1 to 1362 code for a protein of 453 amino acids. Lineage: Eukaryota; Fungi; Ascomycota; Dothideomycetes; Pleosporales; Didymellaceae. The transcript is spliced from 7 exons. Gene Ontology annotation, biological process: carbohydrate metabolic process.